Messenger RNA from Psylliodes chrysocephalus, 522 nucleotides. The record is from the annotation of a GenBank genome assembly. NCBI's taxonomy places the organism in Eukaryota, Metazoa, Arthropoda, Insecta, Coleoptera, Chrysomelidae.
AUGCCGGAGGAAUUACAGGAUGUUACAGAGGCGGCAUCGAGAUUAGUAACGAUAGGAGUUGUAAUCAAGUGUGAUAUUUGUAGUGAAGUAUUAUCAGCUGAAAGCAUUAAACCUUCAAAAAUGAAGCGUCAUCUUGAAAAUAAACAUUUGGCGCUGAUAAACAAACAAGUGGAGUUUUUCAAGAGAAAACUGCUGUCCCUUCGAAGUCAACAGGUAAAUAUUAAAGGUCUUGCUGAUGAUGUUAGCAAAAAUGCUCUUAAGAAGAGUGAUAAAGCAAGAGCCCUUUUGGGAAAAAACAGUGUUUUGAUUGCCAGGUUGAAAAAUUUAAUGCCAAAUUCAAACUGGGUGCAUUGUUUUUUACAUAGACAAGCUUUGGCAGCUAAAGAAAUGCCAGAUGACUUGCGUCACGUUUUGGCUGAGGCUAUCAAAGUUGUUAACUACGUUAAGAGAUGCCCAUUGCAGAGUAGAUUACUUGAAAACUUGUGUGAAGAAGUAGGAGCCCUGCACAAACAUUUGCAGUAA